CAGCUUUAGAGUAGAGACCAGAUGUGACCCCUGAUGCUAUCUUUUCAUCUUUCUUUGUUUCUUCCAAAAGACAAUCAUGACAGGAACUUAUCGGAGAUCGAAAGCGCGGGAGAAGACGCAGAGAGUUUUGGAGGUGAUGAAGCAAUCUCCAACAUGACAACAAGAAUGUCACGAGCAAGUAUUGGUGGUCACUCUGGUGGCUUCCUUCGAGGAAUCGGGAAUCAACAGCAGCAUCAACAUCACGUAAGUUUUGAUCCAGAGGCGCCAGAGCCACCAUCAGCAUCUCCAAUGUCUCAACAUCAGACACGUAACUUUCUAGAGAAACCAGAGGUUGAUAAAAAGGUCAAGAGGCAUAGCAUUCAUGGAAUGAUGGAGGAAGAGAACGUAGUAAGACCACAUCAAGAAAUGGCAAGUCUUUCUUUAGCAGAAAAAAAAUAUCUAUUGGCAGUUGAACGUGGUGAUGUUGCUUCAGUUAGAAGAAUGCUACAGAGAGCUCAAGAAGAUGAAUGGAUCAAUAUUAAUUGCGUGGAUCCCCUAGGAAGAUCAGCUUUACUUAUGGCUAUUGAUAAUGAAAAUUUAGAGAUGGUAGAACUCUUGAUUGAGUACAAAGUAGAUACAAAAGAUGCACUACUUCAUGCUAUCUCUGAGGAAUUUGUCGAAGCUGUAGAAGUACUUCUUGAACACGAAGAGACACUUCAUAGAAAUGGCGAGCCUCAUAGUUGGGAAGCACUUCAUCCAGACACAGCCACGUUUACACCAGACAUCACACCUCUGAUACUUUCUGCACACCGGGAUAAUUAUGAAAUUAUAAAAAUUCUUCUAGACCGUGGAUCUGUAUUACCAAUGCCUCAUGAUGUUCGUUGUGGGUGUGACGAAUGUGUAACAUCCCGAAUGGAAGACUCUUUAAGACACUCAAGAAGUCGUAUCAACGCAUAUAGAGCACUUGCUUCUCCAUCCUUAAUUGCUUUGUCUUCCAAAGAUCCUAUUUUAACGGCCUUUGAGCUCUCAUGGGAGCUUAGACGAUUAUCAUUUCUUGAGCAUGAAUUUAAAUGUGAAUAUCAGGAACUUAGAAGACAAUGCCAGGAUUUUGCUACAGCACUUUUAGAUCAUACUAGAAGUUCAUAUGAACUUGAAGUACUUCUCAACCAUGACCCAACAAGACCAGCAUUUAAACAUGGAGAAAGAAUGCAUCUGAAUCGUUUAAAACUCGCUAUUAAACUUAGACAAAAAAAGUUCGUUGCUCAUCCGAAUGUUCAACAGCUUUUAGCUUCAAUCUGGUAUGAAGGUCUUCCUGGAUUUCGAAGAAAAAAUAUGCUUCUGCAAGCCUCUGAUAUCGUUCGCAUUGGAAUUUUAUUUCCAUUCUUCAGUAUUGCAUACAUAAUAGCUCCUCACAGUGUUUUUGGUCAAACAAUGCGAAAACCGUUUAUUAAAUUCAUCUGCCAUUCAGCUUCGUACUUUACAUUUUUAUUUAUGCUUAUCCUGGCUAGUCAGAGGAUAGAAAGCGUUAUAGGAUUAUGGAUGGGUCAAGAUAUCUCUCAACACGAGCCAACACCGACAAAGCGAGGAGCAGCACCCACUUUAGUAGAAUGGUGUAUUUUAGCAUGGGUAUCAGGUCUUAUCUGGUCUGAAGUGAAACAACUAUGGGAUGUAGGUCUUGAGGAAUACAUCCAUGACAUGUGGAAUGUCAUUGACUUUGUCACUAACUCACUCUAUGUAGCAACUGUAGCAUUAAGAGUCGUAGCUUAUUACAGAGUGCAGAAAGAGAAUGAAGGACAAAUGCCUGGAUCAAUUGUAGAACUUCAAAGAGAACAAUGGGAUACUUGGGAUCCAAUGCUAAUUUCUGAAGGUCUUUUUUCAGCUGCUAAUAUUUUUAGUUCUCUUAAAUUGGUUUACAUCUUUUCUGUAAACCCUCAUUUGGGCCCUCUACAAGUUUCAUUAUCGAGAAUGGUGAUGGAUAUUAUGAAAUUUUUUUUCCUUUUUGUUCUCGUGCUGUUCGCUUUCUCCUGUGGAUUAAAUCAAUUACUUUGGUACUAUGCUGAUAUGGAAAAAAAGAGAUGUCCAUCAGCGUCAUUAUCUGGUGUUAAUAAUAACAAUAAUAAUAAUAACAAUAAUAUGACAACUGACUCUAAUGCUUGUAUUGUGUGGAGAAGAUUUGCUAACUUGUUUGAAACAAUUCAAACACUUUUUUGGGCAGUUUUUGGCCUGAUAGAUCUCGAAAGUUUCGAAUUAGAUGGUAUUAAAGUAUUUACACGAUUUUGGGGAAUGUUGAUGUUUGGAACUUAUUCUGUUAUAAAUAUAGUAGUACUGCUGAAUCUUCUUAUUGCAAUGAUGAAUCACUCUUAUCAACUAAUAUCCGAACGUGCUGAUAUUGAAUGGAAAUUCGCAAGAAGUAAAUUGUGGAUUAGUUACUUUGAAGAGGGAGGAACUGUUCCACCGCCAUUCAAUAUCAUUCCAACUCCUAAAAGCAUGUGGUAUAUAGGUCAAUGGAUCUACAGAAAAUUUUGUGGACACAGUAAAGCCGCAAAAAAGGAACAUAUGAGAACUAUAAGGAAAAAAGCAAAACAAGCUUCUGAACGUGACUUCAGGUAUCAAAGUAUAAUGAGGAAUCUAGUACGGAGAUAUGUAACAGUGGAACAAAGAAAAACAGAAGGUGAAGGUGUUACUGAGGAUGAUGUUAAUGAAAUCAAGCAAGAUAUUAGUGCCUUCCGAUGUGAACUAAUUGAAAUCCUUAAGAAGUCUGGAAUGAACACUUCUACAUCCUCUGGAACCGGUACCGGAGCUGGUGGUAAAAAAAAUCGUCAAAAGGAACGACGUUUAAUGAAAGGAUUUAAUAUCGCACCACAACCAGGUGGAAGUGGCAGUUUACCUCCAGUUGCUGAAAUUAUAGCAUCACUUCAACAAGUACGCGAUGAAGAUUCAACCCAAAAUGAUUUGUUUGGAAGUACUUUGAGCAGUAUAUUUGGUACAGUUACGACUCCAAAAAAAAAUCCUCAUCAUAUUAGUACAAAUAGUGUCCCCGGAUUAACAAGUUGUCGACAAAAUCGUCAUAUACGAAAUGGAUCCAGAAAACGACGAUGGGGAACUUUAAUUGAAGCUGCUAAAGCUCGAUCCAGACUUAUAGAAUCAUACGCCUUUGGAUCUACAGGACGAUCCAGAUCAGAAGAUUCAAUGUACCCUCCAGCUUCAGAAGAUGGUGGGUUUCGUUCCGAAGGUUCUUCAGAUUCUAAAUCUUCUCUUGAUGUACCUUCACAAAUCCAAGUUUCUAAUAAUCAAGAGAACGCACAAAAUCAAAAUUCGCACAACAAUAAUGAACGAAAUCAUGAUAUUCAUCAUGUAUUUAGUCAUGGUUUAGGACCAGCUUUGGCUGCACUUAGGAAAAAACGUAAAAAGUUUUCUGCAUCACGUGCAUCAACUCCAGUAAUGACUAGCGAAAAUGCUAGUACGGUCGAAAGUAUUUCAGGUUUUCCAAUGAGUAAUUCUCCAGCUUCAUCAGUUGUUGGUGCAUCAAUUGUUGCAGUAAAAAAUCAGUUACAUCGAGCUAGUAGUGUUCCUACCAGAAGUCCAGAUCUCUCAGGGAAUCAAAGUGCUCAUUCAAGACAUCAUAAUGUUACUCAAAGUCAACAACCUAGUUUAGAAACUACAGAAAUUGGUAGUGUCAGUGAACACAUAGGGAUGGAUGAUGUCCGGAUUGAUGUUGAACCUCUCAGUCCCUCAACAACAGAAGAAAGUUUUAUAGGUCAGUCAGCAACUUCUAGAGAUGGUAUUCUACCAAUUCAAAGUCUCACAACAAGUGUAAAAAGGAAUGGAUCAGCUACACAAUUGCAAAGACUUCCAGGCAUUGAGACAAUUCGUGAUGUCACCUCUGGCUGGCUCUGAGGAUAUUGACAAUUGUCUUGGUGCCUUGUUAAAGAUAUUCAAAAAUAAAUAAAGAAAAUUUCAUAAAAAUAAUUAGAAGCGCGCAGGCGCCAUUUCUUUUUUUAAUAAUCUUGAUUAUAAUUACCAACUAAUUCAUUAAAAACUGAUUAAGUAUGUUGUAUUAUGAGUUAUGUCAAUUAUAUAAAAAAGGGUGUGAAUAUAUUUUUUCACCUGUAGGUUAUUUUUAAUGAUCUUCAAUGAUCGUUAUAAAGUGAUGACAUCAUCACCAUCAGUUACUGCCAGUUGUAUUGAAUAAAGAGUUAUAAGAACAUAACUUGAUAACAUCAUCAUUAUCAUCGAUAAUUUUAUUAAAUUGUUUAUAUUGAUUUUUCUUCUCAAUAUAAAUUGUAAUUUAAUUGCUUUUUAUACAAAAAAGUAAAUGAAACACAGCAUGAGAAUGUGAUUGUAAUAGAGAAGAACUUGUUUAAAUUGUCUGAUUAACUUUGUUGUUUUUUUU
Chelonus insularis is the source of this 4372-nucleotide messenger RNA. RefSeq names its product Transient receptor potential cation channel gamma (gene Trpgamma). Lineage: Eukaryota; Metazoa; Arthropoda; Insecta; Hymenoptera; Braconidae. Gene Ontology annotation, molecular function: inositol 1,4,5 trisphosphate binding; protein binding; store-operated calcium channel activity. The record is from RefSeq and is a predicted model, not a curated record. The coding region runs from base 34 to 3876 and encodes 1280 amino acids. Gene Ontology annotation, cellular component: plasma membrane; cation channel complex. The transcript has 19 exons. Gene Ontology annotation, biological process: regulation of cytosolic calcium ion concentration; calcium ion transmembrane transport.